Molecule: messenger RNA, 304 nt
Organism: Spea bombifrons (plains spadefoot toad)
Lineage: Eukaryota; Metazoa; Chordata; Amphibia; Anura; Pelobatidae
Product: glucagon-1-like
Exons: 3
Coding region: 23-277 (84 amino acids)
Biological process (GO): adenylate cyclase-modulating G protein-coupled receptor signaling pathway; negative regulation of apoptotic process; positive regulation of insulin secretion involved in cellular response to glucose stimulus
Cellular component (GO): extracellular region
Molecular function (GO): glucagon receptor binding; hormone activity
Source: RefSeq, a predicted model, not a curated record
UGAUGCAUUCCCAGCAGAACACAUGAACAAGAUCCAAUUGGUUCUCUUUGCUGCAGUAAUGUUCCUGAUGAUGCCCCCGCUUACCUUGCAGAUCUUGGUGAAGAAUUCUUCAGAUGAAACCAGAUGGCAACAGUAUCGGUCUCAGAGUGUUAUAUCAAACUUUAAGCGACACUCAGAAGGAACCUUCUCAAGCGAUUUAACAAGAUACCUGGACAAAAUGAAGGCGAAGGACUUUGUGCGAUGGCUGAUGAGCAAAAAAAGUUUCAGGUACAAUUAGCUGCACUCCAGUGUCGGAGACCAUUUG